Messenger RNA from Prorocentrum cordatum, 879 nucleotides. NCBI's taxonomy places the organism in Eukaryota, Dinophyceae, Prorocentrales, Prorocentraceae. The record is from the annotation of a GenBank genome assembly.
AUGAAGACCCUGUCCGCGGAGAUCACGGAGCUCCACGUGCAGAUCAAGAGGGCCGGCGAGGACAGGGAAGCUGAGAACAAGGACUUCCAGACUACCAUCGUCGACCAGCAGGAGACGCAGAAGCUCCUGCAGAAAGCCCUGCAGAUCCUGAAGGCGGUCUACAAGCCCACGGUGGCGGCGGGCGGGGCGGCGGCGCUGGCCCAGCAGGCGCCCGGAGGCGGCGAGGAUCAGCCGGCGCCGCCCCCGGGCUUCCGCGAGUACGGCCAGAACAGAGCCGGCGGGGGCGUCGUGGCCAUGAUCGAGCAGAUCAUCAGCGAUGCGCACCACAUGGAGGAAAUGGCGACGAAGGAUGAGCAGACCGCGCAGCAGCAGUACGAGACCUUCGUCAAGGACACGAACACGGCCGUCCAGGACAAGCAGCAGAGCCUCGUGAACAAGGGCGAGGUCCACGCGAAGGCGAAGGGGAAGCUCAUCGAGGUCGAGGGCGCCAUCAGGGAACAUCGAGUGCACGAUGGCCAGCGCGUCGAAAUACUUCCCCUCAUGUCCAACACUCUGGCCGGGGCGGAAGAUCCAUCGGAACUCCAGCCAGUCAUGGGGGGAUGCCUGGAGACCAGGUCGCCCACGGGCCAUCUCCCGUCGGCCCAGCGCCGCGAGCCGUCGUUGGCGAUCGCGACCAUCCUCGCGGGGGCGAGCCCUCGGGGGCCCUUCGACUGGCUGGCCCUCAAGGCGGGGGGGGCGCCAGCGUCGGAGGUGGAGGCCUCGGCGGGCCGCGUCGCUCUCGGCGCGGGCGCGCCCAUCGCGACCGCGCGCGACGACGUCGCUGUCAACUCGGGGGUCGAGUUUGACGGGCGCGCGGCGCGAGGCGUCGCGAGCGGGUGA